Messenger RNA from Volvox carteri f. nagariensis, 1323 nucleotides. RefSeq lists its product as uncharacterized. The transcript has 7 exons. The coding region runs from base 1 to 1323 and encodes 440 amino acids. Lineage: Eukaryota; Viridiplantae; Chlorophyta; Chlorophyceae; Chlamydomonadales; Volvocaceae. Gene Ontology annotation, biological process: protein phosphorylation. The record is from RefSeq and is a predicted model, not a curated record. Gene Ontology annotation, molecular function: ATP binding; protein kinase activity.
AUGUGUACGGCACAGAUCCGUCUGGUUCAGGAGUACUGCGAUCUGGGCAGUCUGAGGGACAAGCUCAAAACAGGGGCGUUUUUGAAGCUCGCGCCCUCCGCCGUCGUAGCCGAUGGCGUGCUGACGCCGCCGUCUCCGCCGCCGUCACCAUCACCGCCGCCGCCGCCAGCGGCGGCGGCGGCGACGGCGACGGCGGCAGCGACGCCGCCGCAUAGUUCCCCCCCUUCUUGUGUCCUUGCUUCCCCUCCUCCCCACCUCCGGGUGGUUGACUUGGCGGCGGUGUUAGACACGGCAAUCGAUGUGGCUCGUGCGCUGGCGCACCUCCAUCGCGAGGGUAUCAUCCACGCGGAUUUGAAGCCGGGAAAUGUGCUGCUCAAGGGCUCCACAAGCGACCCGCGGGGCUUCGUGGCCAAGGUUGCGGACUUUGGUUUGUCCAUGCGAUUGGAAAACAACGAGACCCACGUCAGUAACGCUUACCAUGGGACGUUGCUGCAUGGGCACGUGUCCCGGGCAAGUGAUGUGUACAGCUUUGGCAUCCUGCUGUACGAGCUGUACACGGGUGACGUGGCAUUCCGCAGCGUGCCCAAGGCGCUGAUUGGCCACGCCAUAACCAAGGAGAACCUUCGGCCGGUAUUUCCCCCCACGGGGCCCCUGGGGGCUCCCUUCGAGUACCAGCUGUUGGCGUGUCGGUGCUGGGAGAGUAAUCCGGAGAUCCGGCCCGAGUUCGACUUCAUCUUGGAGGACCUGAAGCGCAUGCGUGUACGGCUGUGCGCCACCGUCCCCGAUGGCGGCGGCGGCAGCAUUGGAAAUAUGGGUCGAUUGACGCCGGAGGCGGCUGGUGGCGGCGGUGGUGGCGGCCCAACUGGGUUUGGAUUUCCCUCGGAGGCGGCGCCGGCAGUUGGUCGGUUGUGGGGGCUGUCGGCGGUCGUACAUUCACGACAGGGCCUCAAUUACUUGGUCCAGACCAGCCAGGGCAUCGGGGCUAAACCUUUCUUUCGAGAAUGCGGCGGCGUGGGCGGCGUUGGCGAAGGUUCUUUGGAAAGCGAUCGGAGCUUGUCGUACUCCAAUUCUACGAGUAUGUGCAGUACUGAUGCAGUGCUGACUAGGCCCAGCCAUAACGUCACCGGCGGCGCCGCCGCUACUGGCGCUAAAGACGGCGGCGGCGGCAGCGUCGGUCCCGGCGUCGUACAAGGCUUUGCUGGCGGCAGCGGGCUCCAUGGAGAUGUUCGUACAGCGCCGUACCCUGGGUGCCGGGACGCGCCGGCGCAGGAUGAGGCGGCGGUGGAUGAGGAGGAAGCGGCAGCGGUUGUCCGGUCGUUGUAA